Molecule: messenger RNA, 795 nt
Organism: Phalaenopsis equestris
Lineage: Eukaryota; Viridiplantae; Streptophyta; Magnoliopsida; Asparagales; Orchidaceae
Product: aldehyde dehydrogenase family 2 member C4-like
Exons: 5
Coding region: 1-795 (264 amino acids)
Molecular function (GO): aldehyde dehydrogenase (NAD+) activity
Source: RefSeq, a predicted model, not a curated record
AUGUUUCAGGUGAGUUUCACAGGAUCUACAGAAGUUGGGAGGUUAGUGAUGGGAGCAGCAGCAGCAAGCAAUCUGAAGACUGUUUCAUUAGAAUUAGGAGGAAAAUCACCAUUAAUUAUCUUUAAUGAUGCUGAUAUUAAUGUGGCUGUGCAGAUUGCUUGGCAGGGUGGUUUCUUCAAUAAGGGAGAAAUGUGUGUUGCAGGAUCUAGGGUUUAUGUGCAGGAAGGGAUAUAUGAUGAAUUUUUGAAGAAGGUGACUGAAAAUGUAAAAGAAUGGGUGAUUGGAGACCCAUUUGAUACUAAGGUUCAUCAAGGGCCUCAGGUUGAUAGGGAGCAAUUUGAGAAGGUUCUAAGGUACAUAGAGGCAGGGAAGAGAGAGGGAGCUACACUAUUAAGAGGAGGAAAAGCUAUAGGUGAGAAAGGGUACUACAUAGAGCCCACCAUCUUUACUGAUGUCAAGGAGGAUAUGUCGAUUGCUAAAGAUGAAAUAUUUGGCCCGAUGAUAUGCGUCAUGAAGUUCAAGACAACUGAGGAAGCAAUUGAGAAGGCUAAUAGCACCAAGUAUGGACUAGCUGCGGGAGUGCUAACAAAUGACCUGAACAUAGCUACUCGAGUUAGCAGGUCGGUUCGUGCCGGGACGGUUUGGGUCAAUUGUUACCUGAUUGGUGAUAUUAAUGUUCCUUUUGGUGGGUUCAAAAUGAGUGGCUUCGGAAAGGAAUGUGGGCUCCAAGGAUUGGAUCACUUUCUCAAGGUCAAGUCUGUGAUUACUCCUAUUUAUAACUCUCCUUGGUUGUAA